AUGCCUGACAAGCGGACGUCGAGCUCUGGCAACAUGGCGCAGUGCAACGUCGACGACGCAUGUGAAUCUUGUCACAUACAGGUGAUGUCCGAUCUCCAUCUGGAAACACCUCGCUUCCUGCCCAUGUACACCUCAUUCCAUAUCAGUCCCAAAGGCACACAGCUCGCGCUUCUUGGUGACAUCGGCAACGUCCACGACGAGCGACUUUUUGCCUUCCUUGAUGAGCAGUUGAAGCAGUUUAGAGUGGUCUUCUAUGUUCUUGGCAACCACGAACCCUACCAGCCUGAUUCUAGUCCGCAGAGGUUCACGCAUCAGGAUGCACGGAUUAUCAUGGAGAGAUUCGAAGCGACCAAUGCCACCAAACGGCAAGCAGAGUCAGACAGUAGUGGAACAACUUCAGUCGGGCAGUUCGUCUUCCUCAAUAGAAGACGGUUCGACAUCUCCGAAACCCUCACUGUUCUCGGCUGCACGCUCUUCUCAAGCAUUGCCGAAUCUCAGAAGAGCACCGUCUCCCUAUUCGUCUCCGACUUUAGCAACAUCUCGGACUGGACCGUGGAUCUACACAACGCCAGCCAUCGUGAGGACCUGGCAUGGCUGAACUAUCAGGUGGAAGCUAUCGCUCGCACCGAGCCACAUCGCAGCAUCGCUGUUCUGACACACUACAGCCCGACAACUCUCCCCGAGGCAAACGAUCCCGAGCACCUGGAAGACUCUCGUGGAGUCCAGAGCGCCUUCGUCACGGACUUGUCUAGAGAGGUUUGCUGGACUUGUCCCUCGGUGAAGCUGUGGGCUUUUGGCCACACACACCACAACUGCGAUUUCAUAGACAGUGGAACGGGGAAGAGAGUAGUGGCGAAUCAGAGAGGAUAUGGGCGAGAGGAUGAUUUUGACUUUGACGCGGAGAAGGUUGUUACGAUAGACGAGACAUGA
Molecule: messenger RNA, 930 nt
Organism: Thyridium curvatum
Lineage: Eukaryota; Fungi; Ascomycota; Sordariomycetes; Thyridiales; Thyridiaceae
Exons: 1
Coding region: 1-930 (309 amino acids)
Molecular function (GO): hydrolase activity
Source: RefSeq, a predicted model, not a curated record